Messenger RNA from Ciona intestinalis (vase tunicate), 1582 nucleotides. The record is from RefSeq and is a predicted model, not a curated record. Lineage: Eukaryota; Metazoa; Chordata; Ascidiacea; Phlebobranchia; Cionidae.
GAUAUGUUGGUCAUAUUACAGUGAUACUUUUUAGAGGUACUGGUAUUUUUUACAUAUUACCCUAAGAUGAAGGUUCUUGCGAUAUUGUCUCUACUUGUAUGUUCAUGUUAUGCAACUACACCAACACCACUGGUCAUAUGGCAUGGAAUGGGUGACAGCUGCUGCAACCCAUUAAGCAUGGGCUCCAUCAUCAGACUGGUGGAGGGCCAGAUACCUGGCAUAUAUACUUUAUCAUUGAAGAUAGGGGACACCACUACACAGGACAUUAUGAAUGGGUUUCUUAAACCAAUUCCUGAACAAAUCACAAUGGCAUGCGAACAAAUCAAAGCUGAUCCAAACCUAGCUAACGGAUUCAACGCAAUGGGAUUUUCACAAGGAGGACAAUUCCUGCGUGCAGUAGCUCAACAAUGCGAUGGUAUUAAGAUGCAUAACCUCAUCUCUGUUGGUGGGCAACAUCAGGGGGUUUUCGGGUUCCCUAAAUGCCCCAACGAUCUUACAUUCUGUGAUACAUUGCGAGAUAUGCUCAACAAAUAUGCUUACAACCCAACCAUACAAGACCAUUUGGUACAAGCUGAAUACUGGCACGACCCACAACACGAGGACGUUUACAAAUCAUCCAAUAUUUUCUUGCCUGAUUUAAACAACGAUGUGACAGUGAAUGAAGUUUACAAACAACGACUGAUGUCGCUCAACAAGUUUGUGAUGGUGAAGUUUACUUCCGACACCAUGGUGCAACCAAUCGCAAGCGAAUGGUUUGGGUUUUAUGCUCCUGGUCAAGCUGAAACUGUUCAAAGUUUACAAGAAUCAGAUCUUUACAAAAAUGACCAGUUAGGUUUGAAAGCAAUGGACCAGAAUGGGCAACUUGUGUUCCUUGCUACAGAUGGUGACCACCUGCAGUUCACCAACGAAUGGUUUAUCACAAAUAUUAUUCCGUACUUACAAUAAGAUGGUGGUUGUGGAGCUAAUUAUGGUGGAAUCAUAGGUUAAAUGUAUAUUACUAAUAUCUACAUCUUAACAAAGCUAAGGUUGUAAACAUCUGCCACUAAUAACAUGUAUUGUAUUACAAGUGAAUCCAAAUACCAAAGCUUUUUUAGCAUAAAAUAUUAGAUUAUGUUUUUAGCAUAAAAAAAAUUAAAAAUUUUAAUAUGUGUGUUUUGCUCUUGUUAUAAAUGUGCCAUACAAACUGAAAAUAAUGAUUUAACUCGUAUGUAUUUUAUGUUUCAAUAGUUAUGAUAAAUGUAUUUACAUAAUGCAUACGCAGCAAGUAAUGUAUGUAUUAUAUUUACAUGUGCUUGUAGCGCAGUGUAAUGCGUCUUGUAUGAUGGAAAGUGAUAUACAAACAAUACCAAAUCGUAAAUUUAACAUAUUAUGGCAUCCAACUAACCACUAACAUAACCCUCCUGUUUUUGUUCAACUAUAUUUGUGUCGUAGUGUCAGAGAAUUGUUACAACUACCCAUAAAAAUACAGAUACAUGUUUUCUCAAGGUCAAAUUAUUCAUUGUAAUGUUUCAUGUUUGUUUACUUGUAUGCAGUUUGUGGUGAUUUAAUUGCUUGUAAUUCACUGUGAAUAAAACGCUAGAAA